AUGUCAGACGACGAUGCUGAACGUCCAUUAAAACGCCAUAAACCGCAACAUGAGCAUCAAGAAACGAACGUGACCGAGAUAGAGCGCUCUCCUGACUUCUGGUUCGACGACGGCAACAUCGUAUUGCAAGCUGGACCGACUCAAUUUCGAGUGGCCAAGAGCAUGCUCUCGAGACAUUCCUCAGUGUUUCGAGACAUGUUUUCACUCCCGAACCCAACUUCUGAGUCGACCGUGGAAGGCUGUCCUGUUGUUGUGCUGGCAGGAGAUACGAAUACGGACUGGAAACAUCUGCUCGCGGUGAUGUACCCAGCAAUAUGUUACGACUUAACCAAGCCCAAUAUAAUGACAGUCAUAUCGGUUCUGCGUCUCAGCAAAAAGUAUGACCUGCCUGCGUUCCGCAAGGAAUCCAUUCGCCGACUGAGAGGAGACCUCCCGUCGAAAUUGGAAGACUUCAGAAAGUUGCCAGUGGCUGGCUGGUUGUAUCUCGGAGAAGUCUCGGAUGUGCAGCUGUCUCGCACCAUUGCACUGGCAAAGGAGUUGUGUCUGUGGUCGAUCCUUCCAGCGGCCUUCUACGGACUCAUUGAAAGCAUUUUCAAUCACGAUGGAAGUUAUCGCCCCGUAGGGCUCAGCCUGGCUGAUGAAAUUUCCCUUCUCAAAGGCUACGCAAGACUGACGCGGUUGAACACCGAAGCCCCGAACCGCGCAUGGCUGGAAGCAGAAAGCCCCUGCGUGCCCUGUGACGACUGUCUCUUCAGGACGUUAUGUCGUUCUCGAUGUGCAUCACUGCGGAGCACUCUCCAAGCGCAGCAGGCGGGACCUGGGGCGGUUUUUAGUGGAUGGGACGAGAACUGGUCAGAUGAGUUUUGUGGUCCUUGUAUAAAGGCGGCAAAGGAGGCGUACAACGAUAAGCAGCUGGAGAUUUGGAAGCAGCUGCCUUCUUUCUUUGGGCUUCCUGAUUGGGAGGAGUUGCGAAAGAUGGACCUGGACGCCGGGGAGUGA
Molecule: messenger RNA, 999 nt
Organism: Mycena indigotica
Lineage: Eukaryota; Fungi; Basidiomycota; Agaricomycetes; Agaricales; Mycenaceae
Product: BTB domain-containing protein
Exons: 3
Coding region: 1-999 (332 amino acids)
Molecular function (GO): protein binding
Source: RefSeq, a predicted model, not a curated record